Molecule: messenger RNA, 616 nt
Organism: Meriones unguiculatus (Mongolian gerbil)
Lineage: Eukaryota; Metazoa; Chordata; Mammalia; Rodentia; Muridae
Product: group 10 secretory phospholipase A2-like
Exons: 4
Coding region: 71-544 (157 amino acids)
Biological process (GO): arachidonate secretion; lipid catabolic process; phospholipid metabolic process
Molecular function (GO): calcium ion binding; phospholipid binding
Source: RefSeq, a predicted model, not a curated record
GGUGGUGGUGGUCAGCAGGAUUGGUGAGUACACUGGCCCUUCUGGUCAGUCCCAUACCUAUCAGUCUCCUAUGUGUCAGCUAUCUCUGCGCUGGCCAAUAAUGCUGUUACUGCUGCUGCUGCUGCUGGGACCUGGAUCCCGACUCAGCGAGGCAACCAGGAGGUACAAGCGUGGACUCCUGGAACUGGCAGGGACCUUGGAUUGUGUUGGUCCUCGAUCACCUUUGGCCUACAUGAACUAUGGCUGUUAUUGUGGCCUCGGUGGUCAUGGAGAGCCACGUGAUGCCAUUGACUGGUGCUGCCGUCAUCACGACUGCUGCUAUUCUGGUGCUCAGGAGGCUGGCUGCAACCCCAAGAUGGACCGUUACCCAUGGCGAUGCAUCGACCAUCACAUCCAGUGUGGACCAGUGGAGAACAAAUGUCAAGAACUCUUGUGCACAUGUGACAAGGAACUUGCUUACUGCCUUGAAGGGACAGAGUACCACCUGAAAUACCUCUUCUACCCCUCAGUUUUAUGUGAAAAGAACUCACCUAAGUGUGACUGACAGGCUAUUUGUUUGCACAUGGAAAUGAAGUUUGUUUUCAGUAAUAAACAACAGCCCUCAAUUUCUCCAGGA